Molecule: messenger RNA, 363 nt
Organism: Arxiozyma heterogenica
Lineage: Eukaryota; Fungi; Ascomycota; Saccharomycetes; Saccharomycetales; Saccharomycetaceae
Gene: MGP12
Product: Mgp12p
Exons: 1
Coding region: 1-363 (120 amino acids)
Source: RefSeq, a predicted model, not a curated record
AUGCUAAAGUCUAUUUUAAAGAUAUAUCCUUUAAGGCGACAAUUUUGUAGCUCGAAUAUUUUAUGGAAUGGGAACUAUUCUCAUCUAAAACUUACCUUUUUUGGGAAACCAAGUUGUGGGUUAUGUGAUAAUGCUAAGGAAGUCAUUGAUGAUGUUUUAAACGAAAAUGAAGAGUUUUCUAAAGCAGGAAUAGCUAUGAAAAUAAUUAAUAUCAAUAAAUAUAAGCAUUGGUGGGAUAGAUAUUGUUUUGAUAUUCCAGUUUUACAUAUCGAAAAUGACAAUGAACCCAAUUCAUUGAUUAAGAUAAUGCAUUUUUUUAAAGAAGACGAACUAAUCGAAACAUUAAAACAUUUUAAAAGGUAA